Messenger RNA from Bursaphelenchus okinawaensis, 2702 nucleotides. NCBI's taxonomy places the organism in Eukaryota, Metazoa, Nematoda, Chromadorea, Rhabditida, Aphelenchoididae. The record is from the annotation of a GenBank genome assembly.
AUGACCACAAAGUCAGCGACCUUCUACUCCAAGGCUCAUUACAGUCAUGCCAAGUAAGGAUUUUCAAGAUUUUUCGGGUUUUAUCUGUAGAAUGUAGAGUCUUGUCAUGGUGAAUAUGUUACGAAAACGAAAUUAUUUAUAUAUGAAGCUAUGUCACUGUUUCUCGAGUUUUUUUUUAACUUUUGGAGGGGUAUAUUUACUUUUUUAUCUUGGGAGGGGUAGAUUUUUUUUUGUUUUAGGGGCUGGGGGAGGGGGGGGGGAAUAUUUUAAUAUAGAAAUAGAGCCGAUGAAAGACUUUUUCGAAAAAAUAAGUUUUGGAGAAUGGUAGACGGAGGGGUUAAAACAAUUUUAUAGAUGGGGGUGCAAAAAAAUUUUUUUUAAAAAUUUUUUUAACAAAUUGGCUUAAAAUAGCAAGAACUUUCUUUACAAAUUAAAAAAUGACAAACACUUUCUUUACAGAACAAAAAAUGACAAAAACUUUCUUUACAAAACAAAAAAAGGCAAGAACUUUCUUUACAAAUUAAAAAGUGACAAAAACUUUCUUUACAAACUUUAAUUUUUAAAACUUUUCAGAGACACUCCAGAAACCCAUAGCUUUAUCACCGACGAUGUCAAGGAAGAUCGACGUGAUAAGGCGGUUGGAAUGUGGCUAAUGUUCUGUUCCACCGUUCUCUUUUGGUGUUUGGCCAUUGGUGGUACAACUCGUCUUUCUGGAGCCGGAUUGAGUAUCACUCGAUGGGACCCAAUUGGUACCAUUAUACCACCUUUGAAUGAGAAUCAGUGGAAGAGUGAAUUGGAUUUGUACAAACUUACUCCUGAAUACAAACUGUAGGUUACGGUAGUUUUUUAUUGUGGCGGAGAGUAGGGCAGGGUAGGAUAGGGUAGGGUAGGGUAGGGUAGGGUAAGGUAGGGUAGGGUAGGGUAAAGUACGGUAGAGUAGAGUACAGUAGUGAGGAUAGAGUACGGUAGAAUACGGUAGGGUAGAGUAGAGCAGGGUAAGGUAAACCUCCAGAAAGGCAAAGUACUAAUUGUAAUAUUACAGUAAGCACGCCACUCCUGUUCUUCAAUCCGAUCUCCCCCUACACGAAUUCAAGUCCAUGUGGAUGAUGGCCUACCUUCAUCGUCUACUAUCCCACCUUCUAGCCAUCGUAUUCUUCGUUCCAUGCGCCUAUUUCUGGUACAAGGGCAAGUUCAACUCGAAAGCCAAGAAGUUAAUGAUCGCUUGUGGAGUACUAUUGGCUCUACAAGCCGUAGUGGGCUGGUUCGUGGUAAAAUCAGGCUUGGAGUCUGACGCAACCGGCACGACAAAGCUAAUCUGCCCAUAUAGACUAGCCUUACAUCUGCUGCUGGGAUUCUUCUUGUACAUGCUGUUAUUGCUACCCGCUUUUGCUCAUCUGUUUAAGCCUGUCUAUGUAAGUUUUUAUGAUGGGCGGAGUAAAAACGUUAUUUAGGGGGGGGGGAGGGGAGUGGGGUGGAGGGGUAAAUAUGAAAAUUUAAAAAAAAUAGGAGGAGGAAAAAAAUAUUUUUUUUUAUUGGGCGGGUAAAAAGUUUUUUUUUGGGGAAAAAAAUUUUAAAAGGCAAGGUAAGAAAAAUUAUUUUUAAGCAAAGGCAAAAGUAAAAAUUUAUGAAAUUGAUUUAACUUUGUGAUUUCAGUACGUAGAAGCAGCCCAAUCGAUCAAAGCCUACCGUGGCCUAGUCUCAUUCACCAUUACUUCAAUGCUGAUUACUGUAACUUUUGGCGCUUUUGUUGCUGGACUAGAGGCCGGAAAGAUCUAUAACACUUGGCCACUCUAUAAUGGCAAUUUCUUCCCACAAAACAUGAAUGUGGAGCGGCCAAUGAUUCGAAACUUCUUUGAAAACCCUGGCACAGUCCAGUUUUUGCACAGAAAUAUGGUAAGUUUUGACGUCUAAAUAAAAUUCUUUUUAUGUUCAAAAAAAAUUUUAUAGUUUGUAUAGUUUGAAAUGAGGUACAGAAGCAAUUUUUCAAUUAUUAAAAAAUUGAUAGGAUUGGUGGCAUUUCGUCACUUUUUCCAAUAAUUUGUGUGACACUUUUUUGAAGUUGCUGAAAGUUGCAAAAAAACUUUUAACCUGCCUUAUUGUAAGGUUUUGAUUACGUAUAUAGUGUUUCUAAGUAUAUAGCGCUUUGUUACGUUGUCCAAUACUUUUUGUGACACUUCUUCACAUAUUCCAAUAACUUUUUGACAUUUCGUUUAAUACUUAAAAAGAUGUUCAAAAACAUAUGUUAUAUAAAAUAAUAGUACAAAUUUUAACUUUACUUUAAUUUCAGGCCUACAUCACAUUAGGAUUGGUUAUUUUCACUUAUGUUCGCGGCCGUCGUAUGACAUUACACAAGAGAGCCCUAAUGGCCCUUAAUGGCAUGUUAGUCUUGGGAUUGCUGCAAGUUGUGGUUGGAAUUACUAACUUGGUAAGUUUUUACAUACUUUUUUUACUUUUUUUAAAAUAUUUAUCGACCAUUUUUAGUUGAUUUUUUGAAACCGUAGUAACUUUCUUUACAAAAAUUUUUUUCAAAAUAUAGAAAUUUCAAAAUUUUUUAAAAUUUUAAAGCUUCAAAAUAAAAUUUUUGCAAUUUUCAGCUACUGACCGCCCCAGGCUGGCUAUCGGCUGUUCAUCAGACUGGCGCACUGUCAUUCAUUGGCAUGGCUACUUGGCUAAUGUUUGAAAUUUGUCAUUCUAGCAAGUAA